Piliocolobus tephrosceles (Ugandan red Colobus) is the source of this 953-nucleotide messenger RNA. RefSeq names its product chondrosarcoma-associated gene 2/3 protein. NCBI's taxonomy places the organism in Eukaryota, Metazoa, Chordata, Mammalia, Primates, Cercopithecidae. The record is from RefSeq and is a predicted model, not a curated record. The transcript has 2 exons. Bases 263 to 646 code for a protein of 127 amino acids.
CCUCGGGUAACACAAUUUUUUUUUGUUUUGUCCUAGAAAAAAAAUUGUAAUUUUGGCAUUUAAAGUCUGUGGUUCACUUUGAGUUAUAUUUUUGUAUGGUGCAAGAUAUGUGCAGUGGCUAGAAUUAUGUGUCAACCUGUCUAGGCUAUAGUGCUCAGCUGUGUGGUCAAUCAGCAGUCUACAUGUUGCUGUGAAGGUAUUUUGUAGAUGUGAUCAACAUUUACAAUCAGUUGACUUUAAGUAAAGCAGUAUAACUUCCAUAAUGUGGAUGGGCCUCAUCCAAUUAGUUGAAGGUGUUAAGAGAAAUCACCAAGCUUUCCGGGAAAAGGAAUUCUACCACAAGACCAACAUAAAAAUGUGGUGUGAGUUUCUAGCCUGCUGGCCUGCCUUCACUGUCCUGGAGGAGACAUGGGGAGACCAGGUGGACUGGAGUAGACUGUUGAGAGAUGCUGGUGUGGUGAAUAUGUCCAGGAAACCACGAGCCUCCAGCCCAUUGUCCAAAAACCACCUGCCAACACCAAAGAGGCGAGGAAGGGGAAAGCAUCCUCUCAACUCCGGCCCAGAAGCCCUAUCAAAGUCCCCAAGACAACCCACAAGGGAAAAGGGACCCGUCAAGGAAGUUCCGGGAACAGAAGUCUCUCCCUGAAAGACCACCACUUCAAAAAUCCCUGAGGAAUGGAGUGGGCCACCACUAUCCUGCCACUCUGACCAGCCAAAUGAGGAACUCAAUCAAAAUGAGCCACAGCAGGACCACAAGGACAUGGAGACUUCCACCGUCUCCAGCAACUCCUUGGGCAACCAUUAAUUCCUGGGCAAGGCCAGAGACCUCAAGUCUAUCUGUAAAGUCUCCAGAGGUCUAACCCCAGAUAAGUAGCCAACAGGGUGUAGAGUACAUUUUGCACCCCAAAGCGUAUGCCCCAUGGUGAUGGAAAUAAAAUGAAUAUGUUGUAAAA